AUGGUCAAGAGAUCAAAGAUGGAGAUUAUGCCACCAGGUUAUCGUUUCUACCCCACAGAAGAGGAGCUGAUUUCGUUCUAUCUUCACAAUAAACUCGAAGGUGAAAGAGAGGACAUGAAUCGCCUCAUCCCAAUCGUUGAUAUAUACGACUACAACCCCUCUCAACUCCCACAAAUUUCAGGAGAGGCGAGUCUGAGAGACACAGAACAAUGGUUCUUUUUCAUUCCGAGGCAAGAGAGUGAAGCUCGAGGAGGAAGACCAAAGCGUCUCACAACCACAGGGUACUGGAAAGCUACGGGGUCUCCAAAUCAUGUUUUUUCUUCGGAUGAUCGCAUCAUAGGCAUUAAAAGGACUAUGGUUUUCUACAGUGGAAGAGCUCCAAACGGAGCCAAAACCGAUUGGAAGAUGAAUGAGUAUACGGCCAUCAAAGGUGAAUCUUCCUCUUCCACUAAGGCAGUUCCCAUGUUAAGGAAGGAAUUCAGUCUAUGCAGAGUGUACAAAAAAUCCAAGUGUUUGCGUGCAUUUGAUAGAAGACCAGCACCAAGGAGGGACACAGUGAGGUAUUCAAGUGCUCAAAAUGGUGAAGAGCAACAAAGGGGUUCAGCUUCAAGAUCUUAUGAUUAUCAUCAUCAUCAUCAUCAAAUUGUGGGGAGAAGUGCAACAAGUUCACCAGAGAGUUCUUCCUCCGGAGACCUUGACCAUGACCAACCCCCCCUGCACGGUGAGGAAGCAACCCAAAUGGAUGGCGGCAACGACCCUUUUUUGGAUUGGGAGAACGUGGAUUUGUUCUUGGGAUCUGAACCAUGA
Molecule: messenger RNA, 807 nt
Organism: Sphenostylis stenocarpa
Lineage: Eukaryota; Viridiplantae; Streptophyta; Magnoliopsida; Fabales; Fabaceae
Source: the annotation of a GenBank genome assembly